Messenger RNA from Aplysia californica (California sea hare), 1162 nucleotides. RefSeq lists its product as uncharacterized. The coding region runs from base 61 to 1044 and encodes 327 amino acids. Gene Ontology annotation, biological process: G protein-coupled receptor signaling pathway. The transcript has a single exon. Gene Ontology annotation, cellular component: membrane. The record is from RefSeq and is a predicted model, not a curated record. Gene Ontology annotation, molecular function: G protein-coupled receptor activity. Lineage: Eukaryota; Metazoa; Mollusca; Gastropoda; Aplysiida; Aplysiidae.
CGCAUCUUGAGCGACCACUUACUCCAGCUACUGGAGCUUGUCGUUGGCGUGUCAAUUGGGAUGUUGUUCAGCGUGGUAGGCAUGGUGGUCAACAUUCUGGUCAUGGCCGUGUUCGUCCGGCAGAGGUUCGGCGACAAUGUCACGAUCACUUUGUUCAGUAUCGCGUUCUGGGACUUUGUCGUCUGCUUGUCUCUCCACAUGACCACCUACGUGCCUCUGGUCAGACUCUACGCGCCGGCCGCAGCUCACAGCUUCAACAGCGUGGCUACUCUUGUGUUCCGAUCUCUGGACACUGUGGGAUCGGUUGUCUCUCUUUGUCUGGCAGCGUUUCUGGGCGUGAGUAGAUGUAUCUUUGUCACGUGUCCGUUCCGAGCUAAGUCUCUGCUCACGGCCCGCCGCACUGUCCUUCUCGUGGUCAGUAUCUCUGUGCUCGUGUUCUGUUGGAUGAUUAGCAGUUUCUCCACUUCAACACUCGUCUCCGUUUUCAGUUCUCAGUUCAACCAGUCUGUUCUUGUCAUCAAAACACGGCCUAAUACCGAACUAGAGACCGCUUACUACGCCGCUUUGAUAGUCUGUCCUAAUCUCUCCUUCUUCAUCAUCAUCAUCAGCACUAUAGCCAUCUCUUACGCUCUUAAGAAGUCGGUUAAGUUCAGAGCCAACAUGGUCCCAAACGUUUCCGCUUCAUCGGCAAAAAGCCAUGACGUAAUCUCGACGAAAGAACGAAAGAUCACCAAGAUGCUGGUGGUUGUCAUGGCAGUCUACAUGAUCCUCUUCCUCAUCCCACACUGGACCAUGGGCAUCGCUGUGGGACUCGAACCCAAACUCUAUCCGUUCGAAGCGUACCACAAUCUCCUCCACGCUGUCACCAUGUUUAUUCAGGUGUUCUGUGUCAUCAACAACUGUUGUAUCAACUUUUUCGUCUAUCUCAAAAUGAGUUCCGCUUUCAGAGCUACUUUUAUGAGAAUGGUGUUCAAAGUCCGACCUCAGGGUAGAAAUUGCGUUGUCAAACAGCACACCCUUAAUUGUCAGGAAAAUCACGGGUAAAGGAGAUCGUAUACAUUUGUGGGGAAUCGUGGUGAAAUCAGGCCCCCAUCAAAAUUCGGAAAUCGAAUGAAUAUGAGAGGAAGCAUGGUGGAAUCAGGCUGUAGUCAAAAUAAUCAAA